Molecule: messenger RNA, 902 nt
Organism: Equus quagga
Lineage: Eukaryota; Metazoa; Chordata; Mammalia; Perissodactyla; Equidae
Gene: ACYP2
Product: acylphosphatase 2
Exons: 4
Coding region: 172-555 (127 amino acids)
Molecular function (GO): acylphosphatase activity
Source: RefSeq, a predicted model, not a curated record
GCGGAGGGGACGGAGGCCUCGGGCACCGGGCCGCGCGGCCUCUUCCCGCCAGGCGUCCCCAGCUGCCCUCGCUCCCGGGCCCCGCCAUCUCAUUUGCCGCCUUCCGACGCGUGACUCCGGCGCGCUCGCGUCCCGGGCCGGUGACAGGCGCGGGGUGCGCCCAGCGGCUCCAUGUGCCCCCUCCCUCUCGCGGCCGCCGCAGUCGCCGGGCCCCGAAGCCAGCUCCGGCUCCUCGGCAGAGGGCUCGCCGCCGCCAUGUCUACAGCCAGGCCCCUCAAAUCCGUGGACUACGAGGUGUUCGGGAGAGUGCAGGGUGUCUGCUUCAGAAUGUACGCAGAAGAUGAGGCUAGGAAAAUAGGAGUGGUUGGCUGGGUGAAGAAUACCAGCAAAGGCACUGUGACAGGCCAAGUGCAAGGCCCUGAAGAGAAAGUCAAUUCCAUGAAGUCCUGGCUGAGCAAGGUUGGAAGUCCUAGUUCUCGCAUUGACCGCACGAACUUUUCUAAUGAAAAAACCAUUUCUAAACUUGAAUACUCUAAUUUUAGUGUUCGAUACUAAUAAAAGAGAAAUAAAAAUUGUACUGCUUAUAAUGCAUAAUAGACAUUAUAUACUCUUAACUCUAGAUACUAGAAUAAUAGUAGCAGAGUAGGGUGAAAAAAGGAAAUUUCUGUUCUGAAAGCUACAACAUUGUAUAUGUUACUAAAAAUGUCUUACACUGAAAUACUUUAGCUCAACUAUGUUUCUAACAAGCAAAAAUUUAGUAUUCUAAAAUAAAAAAUGUCAUUACAAAAUAUUUAAUACAAAUAUUUAAACUUGUCUCAUGGAAUCUUUAAUUGUAAUGAAUAUUAUAGCAUACAUGUUAUUUGGCUAGACAUAAAAUAAUAAAGUUAACCAUUUAAACAUUA